This is a messenger RNA of Pantherophis guttatus, 5943 nucleotides long. It is a transcript of the gene ARMC5, whose product is annotated as armadillo repeat containing 5. Gene Ontology annotation, biological process: anatomical structure morphogenesis. Gene Ontology annotation, molecular function: protein binding. Gene Ontology annotation, cellular component: cytosol. The record is from RefSeq and is a predicted model, not a curated record. Lineage: Eukaryota; Metazoa; Chordata; Lepidosauria; Squamata; Colubridae.
CACUUCUUCCCCGGCCAAGCUUGGAAUUGUGUGAUCUAUCCCGGGACUGAUAGCCUCUCCCCUUUGUCUUGGAGGGGGGGGACUACAGUUCCCGGCGUGCCUCGGGCCCCCGUCCUUUGAUGUUUACCCCCCUAUAGCACUUAGGAAGGGGAUUCUCCCCAAAAUGGCGGCUCCUGCUUUAAGGGGUUCGGGGGGUGGAGCCUGUACCCCCACCGGCUCCCUAGAUUACUGCCUGGCCCAGUUGCAGAGGGGGACCGAGCCAGGGCUGGGCAAGGCCUUGUUGGCCCUCAGGACCCAGCACAUCAAGGAAGUGGGAGGCAUUGCCCGUUUCAGGACCCACGGGGGGCUGGCGCCACUUUUGGGGAUCCUCUCCAGCUCCCCGCGACCGCGCCGCACUUUGGAUCUGGCCCUCAGCAUCCUGGGCAACUGCUGCACCGAAGGGGGCAGCCGCACCCAAGUGCGCGAACUUGGGGGGAUCCCGCCGUUAGUUACUAUCCUGAAGUCACUUGCUGUGGAAAGUAUCCUGAAUCGGACAGCACGGGCACUCGGCAACUUGGCUGUAGACUCAGAAAAUUGCCAGGCCAUCCAUGAAGCAGGAGCCGUUCCCCAGCUAAUCCAGGUCCUCACCACCUCCCAGGACAGUGAAUGUUUGCAGAGCGUGAUCAGGGCCAUUCGCUAUCUGGCUGAUACUCCUGCUCACCGUCUAGUGCUGGCCCAGCAGGGGGCAGUCCGCCCCAUAGUGGAGCGCCUGACUUCCUCCCUGGAGGACGGGGCCCUGAUUGUAGCCGCGGUGCGCACCCUCGUGGAGCUCUCAAAGGGCUGCAGUCGUGACUGUGCGGAGCAGCUCAGCUUGGGAGGCGGGAUGGUGCCCCUCGUAGCCUUAGCCAGCCACGAGAAACGGGUGGUGCAGGAAUCGGCCCUCGCGGUCCUGGCCAACCUCUGUCUGCAAGGCAUGCUGAGGCCAGCUAUCGGCAAUGCUGGGGGGGUGGAGCUGCUAGUGGGGGAGAUCCAACGCCGGAGGGGAGCCGGGGCACCUGGGGCCUCCCUCCAUCCGCUGGUGAAAGCUUUGUGCCUCCUGUGCCGCGAGGCGGUUAAUCGGAGCCGGGUGCGUGAGACCGGAGGAUUAGAGUUACUGCUCUCCCUCUUGCGGGAUCGAUGUCACAGCUAUUCGCACGCUCGGGUGGUGGUGGCUUUCGUGGCCUUUUUCUACGACGAGGAGGCCCUGGAGAUGCUGCAGGCCGGAGGACUGGUGCCCUUGCUGGUUGGCAGGCUGGCAGCCCAGAGCCAGUGGUCGGGCUGGGAACAAGUGGAGGAGGAGGAGAAAGAACAUGAAGAUGAGAAAGACGCGGCGUCGUUUGACUUCCCUGCUGAGGGGCGGCGAGGAGAGCAGGCCUUACCAGGAGCAGAGAGUUCCAGCUUUCAGAGCCUGAGGUCCUGGCUUGUCUCGGAAGGUUAUAUUUCCAGUCCAGGAGAUCUUUCUCCCCAGUGGUCUCCUGACACCACCCUUUCUGAGUUGGAGGCCCAAGGAGAUAUUAGUCCCAGCCAAGAACUGCAAGAUGAAUCUCUAGGACCUUGCCACAGCACGUCUGGGGUGAAAACCCAUUCUAGAGCCGAAUCGCCCGAUUUUUUACAUUCUCCUUUCUUGGAUUUGCCUCCUGGGGGGCAGCCCAGCCUUUCAGAGACUUCAAACUUAGCAGCAAAAGGCGGAAUUCUUCCAGAUCACAACCUCAAUCCUACAGCGGUACCUUUGUCGGCUGAAUCUGAAAAUCUCCACCCAGAACCUGUCUUGGAGGUCCCACAUUCAGAGGGGAAUAAGGAGGGAAAAACAGAUGGGGCCAAUAAGCUGCCAAAAGAGCUGGCGAUGUCAGAACUGGCAAAUUUAGAGGAGGAGGUUCUCCCUGGAGAUGAUAUCUUACAGCUGCCUUGUUUAUCCACGUCAGAGGAAAUGCCAAAUUCAGGAAAAAUAGAUGGACGAGCUGAACAAUCCCCUUGGGUUGCCUUGGUAGCCAGCCAGAACAGCUCUGGGCCCAGUAACUCCAACUCCAUUCCAUUUAUCGUGAUUCCAAGCAAUAGUGACAGAAUCCAGCUGUCACCAGGGCCUGUUGCCAAAUCCCCGGUCAAAGAGGAAGCGUGCUCGGUCACUCCAAAGCUGAAUGUUCAGGCUCUCCCAACUUCUCCUGAGGAGUACAAGACGCCUACCGCUUACUGGAAACGGCGCACCAAGCUCCGCUCCUUCUUGGAGCAAAGCACACCGCCAUCUCAGGGCUUGUGCCCUGUCCCCGAGGCUUCGUCUCCCUGGCUCUCCUUGACCUUGCCACUCUCUUUUUCUCCCCACAUGGGUGACCCAGACUUCCAUGCUCCUGAAGCACCAGCCCUGCUCCUCCUUUCCCGCUUUUCUCAAGCCGAGGAUCCUAGUCGGAGUCUGGUGACGCCGGACACGCUGCAAGGACUCUUGCGUUAUAUCACCAGGAGUCCUUCCCCUUCCUCCCGCUGCCUUCGGCUGCUUCAUCGUCUCACCUGCAAUCCGGCUUGCCUAGAAGCCUUCGUGCGCUCCCAUGGGCCCUCGCUCAUCAGGGCUUGGUUGAUACUGGGUGUAUCCCCUGAGCAAGCCGCUACCGCCAUCACUGGGGAAGCCGAAGAAGCCGAGACAAGCGGGUUGUGUGAUCCUGGGAAAUUCAAGGAACUUGGAGAGGCACUACUGAUGAACCUCUGCGUGCAGGCAGAGUCCCCCUUUGGCGUGGGGGUUCUCACUCACAUGCUGCUGUCAGGCUGUGAAUCAGAUCAAGCAGCCUCUGCGCUGGCGCUGCCCCUCAUCUGCCGGAAGGAUUCUGUUUGUCGGAAGCUGCUGGUGGGCCUCUCUGGCCUGCGGAUCUUGCUAGGGGUCCUGGCGCGGGACCCCGACCCCUAUUUUGUCUUCUAUACCUCCGACGCUCUUUCCCUCCUCCUGAGCUCCCAAGCUCCAUCUCCUGCUUCUGUGUCGUCUCCUGCCUUGAAACGGCCUCGUCUGGAUUCUCCACAGCCUUGCUCUUAUGCUCGCAUCAUGGAGGAAGGUGGGGCUGACUUGUUCUUCCAGCUGGACUCUGGCUGCAGAGUGCCCGCCGUGCGACAGGCAAUCAGCGACGCUUCUGAGGUCUUCCGGGCCAUGCUGAGUGGAGGCUUCGCAGAGUCAUCCCACACCACCGUGACACUUCGCGACGUGUUGCCAGAACCUUUCCUGGCUGUGACCCAUUUCCUCCAUGGCUGUCGUGGCAAACCCUGCCAGGUCCUGGGGACGCCGUUCCCCCUCGCUUUAGCAGAAGAAAUCUUGGUGGUUGCCGAACAGUAUCUCCUCCCAGACCUCCAGACCUUGGUGGAUGAAGCAUUGUGCCAAAACUCUCUCUGCCCUGGGACUCUUGGGGAGGUGUACCGGCUGGCCGAGCAGCAGAACCGGCCCCGUCUCCUUCAGAAUUGUGUGGCGUCUGUUUUCGUUCGGGAGGGGUCAACCCCCACCCACCGAGCUGCUGCCCUGGCAGAGCUGCUCCGAUCUGCUGCAGAUCCCAGCGGUUUAGCUGCCAAGCUGCUCGGAGUGGUGUUGGAAUCUCCGUGGGGCAGUGGCUCUGAGGGCCAGCUAAGCUGACCGAUAGGUCCUUCUUUCUCCCCUCUCCCAGUUCUUACACACAACUGGAGCACUGAUGUUGUUGUGUAUCGGGCAAGGGAGAGGGCGGUUGGAGUGUUAAAUGAAUAAAUGGCAAGGUGCUCGGAAAAGGGGAGUCUGGGUCAGUGGAUGGUUCUAUAGUGAUCAGGACAUCAGCCUAGCAGGGAGGAAGAUGUGGGACCAGGCACUGUUAGAUCAGUUGGGGGUGAGGCUGGGGGUGGAAAGAGAGAGGCCUCGUAUCAGAAAUAAGAUUUGCCUGCUAGCUGCUAUACCACUGUUUCUUAAUCUCUGUAACUUUAAGAGGGGUAGACUUCAACUCCCAGAAUUCUGGCUGGGGAAUUCUGGGAGUUGAAGUCCACCCUCUUAAAGUCCCAAGGUUGACAAAAACUGUGCUAGACUAACCAACAUAGGUAGAAGCCAUAGAACUCCUAUUCAGGAGCUUUGUGAAUCCUUCCUGUCAGAAAUUUGAUUGGUCGAAACUCAAAGAAGGAGGAGUCUCGUUUUAGCCAGGGGCCAGCUGUGAAAAGGGUCAGCUUUGAAUAUGUAGCAUAUAGGGCAACCCUGUUCUGGUGCUAGUUAGGUUCAGAAAUGAAUCCCAGUCUCAGAAUUGGAGAUGUUUCUUCUCCACUGUACACAGGAAGGAGACAUCAAAAGCGGGCGAUUGUAGCAGAAGGAAACUGAGUCAGCAGGACUCCCACAGGCACCUGAAGGAAGCUGCAGGGGUUGAAAUGUUGUCUCUUUCCAGAGGAGUCAAGGAAGCAGUUACCCCGAGAACUUGGCCUGUAAAAAGGGGGAAAGGCCCAAUUGUGCAGUUGGAACGAUAAAUGUAUAUGAACUGAUGUUGCACAUAGAGAAAUGCAGAGAGGCAUGAAGCACUCAGAAUGGCUGUGUAACUUGCCCUUAUUUCCUCAACAGCACCUAAGGAAGACGGGCAGCUUUUCACAAUUCACACUGGAGAGUCCGUGGAUAGCCUGCAAAAUCAAAAUUGAAAACUGGUCGAGAGACCCCGUUGUGCAAAUCCAUCAAGAAUGUAUUUCAUUCCUCUCUUUCCUGUGGGAUGGAUACCGUGCUGCUGACUUUCGGCAUGAAGUCCUCUGGGACAGCCUGGUGUCUGAUCUGCUGAGUAAGCCGAGAGAGCUGAUGGAAUUUGCCUGCCCUCUUAAUGCCAGUUAACAUCCCUUUGAAUUGAAUUGUGAGGCCUCUUGGCCUUGCUCCCACCCUCCCCUUCUUCGCCUUCCGAUGCUGAGAACAGGAAACGCCUGUUUCUAACUGCAUCCAGAUGGUGUCCAGCAUCGGCAAAGGGAGAAGGGAGGGAGAAACCACUUCCUAAGAGUCUUGGUUUCUAUAGGCCACAUUCGUCUGGAAUGGGGCGGGAGAAGGAAUCCUAAUUCCCCCCCCCCUUUUUUUUGAGGGUGGGCUGUCAUCUGGCUAUUCCACUCCUUUUUUUUGCCAUUCGUGGGCACAUCCGGCAACAGCCAAGAUAAGCAGUUUUUCCCCCCACUAAGAUAAUGAGAGCGUAUAUUCUUACAUUAGCUACUUCUUUCCUUGCUUCUGAUGCAGCUUCAACGUAAGUGAGGAAAUUCUCCUGUUUAGUAUCCCUGGGGCUUCAUGUUACGGAAGGCCACAGGAGCCAGCCACCAGCGCUAGCAGCUGAUUUCUCACAGAGCUGUCAGUAUGGGACUGAAGCAAACUGGGUCAUAUAACGUCUUUGCUUCUGAAACCAUGUCCUUUGCCCAAAAUUGGGGUAGAUGCACGUCUCUGCUUUUGUAACUCUUGCCAGUCCACACCAAGAGUGCAUUCAGUCUUGCAUAAACCCUCAGUUGUGUUUUAUGUGAUCUCGCCAAAGCUUUUAUAAAAUGAUCCUUCUGCAUUAGUUCUUAACUCUAGAACAGUGUUCCUCAAUUUUUCAGGUAUGUGGACUUCUGUCCCAGAAUUCCCCAGCUGGCAUGCCGGUUAGAAAAUUCUAGGAAUUGAAGUCCACACUAAUAGUCUCCAAUAGUGGCGACUGUGAGAGGGAUCUUGGAGUCCUAGUGGACAAUCACUAAUCAUUAAAUAUGAGCCAGCAGUGUGCUGCAGCUGCCAAAAAAGGCAACACGGUUCUAGGCUGCAUAAACAGGGAUAGAAUUAAGAUCACGUGAAGUGUUAUUGCCACUUUAUAAUGCCUUGGUAAGGCCACACUUGGAAUACUACAUCUAGCUUUGGUCACCCUGAUGUAAAAAAGAUGUGGAGACUAGAAAGAAUGCAGAGAAGAGCAACAAAGAUGAUUAGGGGACUGAAGGCUAAACCAUAAUAAAGAACGAUUGCUGGAA